This is a messenger RNA of Prinia subflava (tawny-flanked prinia), 2424 nucleotides long. RefSeq names its product zinc finger protein 503 (gene ZNF503). The record is from RefSeq and is a predicted model, not a curated record. Gene Ontology annotation, biological process: negative regulation of DNA-templated transcription. Gene Ontology annotation, cellular component: nucleus. The transcript is spliced from 2 exons. Bases 103 to 1932 code for a protein of 609 amino acids. NCBI's taxonomy places the organism in Eukaryota, Metazoa, Chordata, Aves, Passeriformes, Cisticolidae.
GGGGCGUGUGGCUUUUUUCCUUUCUCGCCCGCAGAAAGCGAGCGAGCGUUUCCGAGUGCGAGCGGCGCCACUUGCCCCAGUUUUCAUGCGAGGUUUUGGGUCAUGAUCACAUCGCCCUCGCUUUCUGCUAUAAGAAGUAGUAAGCGCAGCAGCAGCCUCAGCGAGCCCGGAGGCAGCCCCCGCCGCAGCCGCAGCGCCGCCGACCUCGCCGGGCCGAACGGGCACGCUGGGAAUAACGGCAGCAGCGCCGCCGCCAAGCCCUGCUUCCACGCCGUCCCCCCCUCGGACCCGCUACGCCAAGCCAACCGCCUUCCCAUCAAAGUCCUGAAAAUGCUCACGGCGCGGACUGGACACAUUUUACACCCUGAAUACCUGCAGCCUUUACCCUCCACGCCCGUCAGCCCCAUCGAGCUGGAUGCAAAGAAGAGCCCCCUGGCCCUUUUGGCACAAACUUGCUCGCAGAUAGGGAAGCCGGACCCGUCCCCUUCCUCCAAACUCUCCUCGGUCACCUCCAAUGGCUCCGGAGGCGACAAGGACUCCAAGUCGGGCCCCUUGAAGCUCAGCGACAUCGGCGUGGAGGACAAAUCGAGCUUCAAGCCGUACUCCAAGCCGGGCGCGGAGAAGAAGGAGCCGGGGGCGGCGGGCUGCGCGGGCGCCCCCGCCGCGGGGGUCGCGGCCGGGGAGAAGUCGGGAUUCCGGGUGCCGAGCGCCACCUGCCAGCCGUUCACCCCAAGGACAGGCAGCCCCAACUCCAGCGCCUCCGCCUGCUCGCCCGGGCUGCUGCCGGCCGAGGGAAAAGGCGGGGAGGACAAAAAGGACUCGGAGGGCUGCGGAAAGAGCGGCAGCUCCGGCUCGGAGGGAGGCCCGGGUACCACCAGCAUCAGCCACAGCCGGAUUAGCGUGAGCUGUGCCGGGAUUAACGUGGAGGUCAACCAGCACCAGGAGAGCACGCCGGGCUCCAAGCCCAUCUCAUCGGACUCCGCCUCCUCCUGCAGCAGCACCACCGCCACCUCCUCCACCUCCGUUCUGGGCUCCGGCCUCGUGGCCCCCGUCUCCCCUUACAAGCCGGGCCAGACCGUUUUCCCUUUGCCCCCGGCGGGCAUGAGCUACCCGGGGACGCUGGCUGGAGCCUACGCCGGCUACCCGCCGCAGUUCCUGCCGCACGGAGUAGCUCUGGACCCCACCAAAUCCUCCAGCCUGGUGGGGGCCCAGCUGGCCGCCGCCAGCAGCCUGGGCUGCAGCAAGCCGGCGGGGUCGAGCCCGCUGGCGGGCGCGUCGCCGCCGUCGGUGAUGACGGCGAGCCUGUGCCGAGACCCGUACUGCCUGAGCUACCACUGCGCCAGCCACCUGGCCGGCGCCGCCGGAGCCUCCUGCGCCCACGACCAAGCCCUCAAGUCCGGAUACCCCCUCGUCUACCCCACCCACCCUUUGCACAGCGUCCACUCCUCGCUGACCGGCGCCACGCCGCCUUCGCUAGCCGGCCACCCUUUGUACCCCUACGGCUUCAUGCUCCCCAAUGACCCCCAGCCACACAUCUGCAACUGGGUGUCGGCCAACGGACCCUGCGACAAGCGCUUUGCCACCUCGGAGGAGCUGCUUAGCCACUUGCGGACCCAUACUGCCUUCCCGGGCACCGAUAAACUCCUCUCCAGCUACCCCAGCUCCUCGUCGCUGGCCAGCGCGGCGGCCGCAGCCAUGGCGUGCCACAUGCACAUCCCCACGACGGGCGCCCCGGGCAGCCCAGGCACGCUGGCCUUGCGCAGCCCGCACCACGCUCUGGGACUCGGCAGCCGCUACCACCCCUACUCCAAGAGCCCCCUGCCCACCCCCGGGGCGCCCGUGCCCGUGCCCGCUGCCACCGGACCCUACUACUCCCCUUACGCACUCUAUGGGCAGAGACUCACCACAGCCUCGGCCCUGGGGUACCAGUGAGUGCAGGCAGCGGGGCUUUGACACACUACACAAAGUCUAGCGGUAAGGGAAGGAAGCCCUGCAAAACUUUAUAAAAGUUGGCAAGAAAAAAAAAUCUGACUUUUUAUAAAAUAGUGUUCAUUUGAGGACUGGAUCCAUGAGCACUGUAUUUAUUUAUGUUAGCUUCAAGCGGGACAACGAAUCAUAAAGUGCAUUACUAAACUGAGCUCAAUAGGUAAAAGUGGAACACCCAUUGUAGAAUAUAAAUAAAAAGAUAGAGGUCUUCUCUUUAAUGUUACUUUAAAAUUGCUAUGAUUGUAUUGUACGUUCUUAUUUAAUGUCUCAUUGAAACAAAAAAAUUUACAUGCAUGUUUGUUACUAAAAAACAACUCGCAAUUUGUCAGUUAUAAUUUCAAAUUGCAAUUAUUUUUAAGGUGUAUACCCUUGAAAGAGAAUUGGUAUUUUUUUGUAUGUAUUCUGGAAGAAAAAACAAAAACAAUUCUAUUCCAAAAA